Messenger RNA from Leishmania major strain Friedlin, 1482 nucleotides. RefSeq lists its product as hypothetical. Gene Ontology annotation, molecular function: leucyl-tRNA--protein transferase activity. The transcript has a single exon. The coding region runs from base 1 to 1482 and encodes 493 amino acids. The record is from RefSeq and is a predicted model, not a curated record. Gene Ontology annotation, cellular component: cytoplasm. Gene Ontology annotation, biological process: protein catabolic process. Lineage: Eukaryota; Euglenozoa; Kinetoplastea; Trypanosomatida; Trypanosomatidae.
AUGCGCCCGCACACACCCGCUAAAGUCGCAACCACCGCAAGUGACGGGGCUACGACGACGAAGACGACGUCGCAUCCCGUUCUUCUGGGCUGUGGGCUGAAUUGGGCCUCGUUCGUCGCGUCGCACCCGUUCGAGGUGAAGGAGCUGACCUCCGUGCUCGUCGGAGACGGGAGUGACGACGACGGAGUUCCUGAGGAGCGCGACGCACUUGUGCAGGCACAACUGCCAGUGGCGUCCGUCGUGACUUCUGGCGCAACUCUUGAGAGGGUCUUCACGGAGGCGAUGGUGUGCGCGUCGGCAAGGGCGGAGGUGGCGCGCAAGGUGCAGCACAUUGCCACUGUGUGGUGUCUGCAUCCGUCCUCGGAGUACGUGGCGACGCUGUGCUGGCCGAUGGAGGGCGGCGAAAGCGCAAGCACCACGACAGCGGUGCUGAAGGUGCAAACCGAGGGCGGGCGCGCGCCACUGGACUUGCGCGCAGUAUCGCUGCAUGUAGUUGACCGCGGCUCUCUUGUCUUCCAUCCAGAAUUCACACGCUGCAUCCUUGCACAGGGGGCAGAGAGGUUCAUGUAUUACGUACCACCGAAUCCGCUGGAGGCCACUACGGCUCUCCCGUUCAUGCGGGGGUUGUGGUACAACGGACUUUUUUCGCUGCUGGAGUUGCUGAGGAUAGGGCCGCAGCACGUGGUCAUGCUCUUUGUGCUCCCCAACGGCGACACACGCUACACGCUCGACCUUGCGCCGGAAUCGCCCGCGGUGCCGGCUCCUUCGUCGACACACCAGCAGGGCUCGGGAGCUUUAGGGAGCGCAGCGAGUCGCAAUGCCACAGCGUCCUUGUAUCCGUGGCGCCGUCAGAGCAAGGUCCGGCGUGUCAUCCGCUCCGGCGCGUACGUGGUGGUUGUCCGCGAUGACACUGCGGGUGUCGUGGAAAGUCUGCAGAGGGCAUGCUCGUAUCACGGACAGAACAAGAGGAGCACGUGGCUCAACGACAUCUUCAUUCACCUCAUGGGGCAGUGCAGCCGCAGGGACAUAUUGUGCAGCGCGGACGCCGCCGCCUCACAGCCCGCAGAGGCAGAUAAGGCAAACGACGUACGGCUUCUGUGCAUUGAGCUGGUGGAGAAGGCGACAGGUGAAGUGAUGGCGGGCUGCUGCGGCAUGGCGGUGGGGUGUGCGUACCACGACUACACCAUGUAUACGCUGCGGCAGACCAAGGACGGACUCGGCACCUUCCUGACGAAGCUGAUCGGCGAGGCGCUGCAGCGGUGCGGGUACACCCUUUGGUACUGGGGGUUCUGCGUGGAGUACAUGCGACAUUUCGAGCGGCACUUCGGCGCUGUCGACAUGCCACGAGACGUCUUUUACCGUCGCUGGAGCGCGGCGCGCGACGCUGCGCCAGAGUGCAGCAUUGACGCGUACCUGCGGUCUCACAAGGGGAUGGUGCCUUACUACGAGGGGACCAGCGCGCUUGUGAAGAGUAAGCCCUAG